Molecule: messenger RNA, 456 nt
Organism: Merops nubicus (carmine bee-eater)
Lineage: Eukaryota; Metazoa; Chordata; Aves; Coraciiformes; Meropidae
Gene: ATOH7
Product: atonal homolog 7 (Drosophila)
Exons: 1
Coding region: 1-456 (151 amino acids)
Biological process (GO): regulation of DNA-templated transcription; neural retina development
Molecular function (GO): protein dimerization activity
Source: RefSeq, a predicted model, not a curated record
AUGAGACCCUGCAAAGCCAGUCCCUUGGAUUCAGGCGUGGAACCAGAGCUGCAGUGCAGGGCUGGACCAGGCUGCCCUGUGAAGUGCGGUUCGGAGCGGAUGGAGAGCGCGGCGAAGAGGAGACUGGCUGCCAAUGCCAGGGAGAGGAGACGCAUGCAGGGGCUGAACACGGCCUUCGAUCGCCUGAGGAAGGUGGUUCCGCAGUGGGGUCAAGAUAAGAAGCUGUCCAAGUAUGAGACCCUGCAGAUGGCUUUGAGCUAUAUCAUGGCUCUCACUAGAAUACUUGCCGAAGCAGAAAGGUACAGUACUGAAAGAGAAUGGAUUAGCCUUCACUGUGAACACUUCCAUCCGGAGAGCUACCACCACUACCUGGGGCAAAAAAUGGCAACGGACAGCGAUCCUUACGCGCAGCGCAUUUUCAGCUAUCACCCCGAACACUUUCAAAUAGCUAAUUAG